Spirodela intermedia is the source of this 687-nucleotide messenger RNA. The record is from the annotation of a GenBank genome assembly. Lineage: Eukaryota; Viridiplantae; Streptophyta; Magnoliopsida; Alismatales; Araceae.
AUGGAUGCUGCCACUCUAUCGUCGUUCACCGUAGGGCAAGGGCUCGACGAAGCAGCAACAGGGGGCGCACCGCCGGUCCUGGAAGGAAUAGCGGCGGUGGUGGGGUACUACGUCCUCUUCGGAGACAUGAAGAAGGGCGACGUCUCGACCCAAUCGGAGGAAAAGAAGCGGAAGUUUGAACCAGACACGGCGGGCUCCGGCGACGAACCAUCGACGGCCGCCGCCGUUGCCGGCAAUGGCGAGUGCGACGGCAGGAGUUACCGGGGAGUGAGGAAGCGGCCGUGGGGAAGAUGGUCGGCAGAGAUUAGGGACCGAAUUGGCCGGUGCCGCCGUUGGCUGGGGACCUUCGACAGCGCCGAAGAGGCGGCGCGGGCCUACGACGCCGCCGCGAGGACCCUCAGAGGCUCCAAGGCCCGGACCAACUUCGCCUUACCAUCUUCUUCCUUCGUCCCCUUAGCAACCUCCUUUCCUUCUCCUCCGAGCAGCAGCAGCAGCAGCAGUGGGAACACGAGCAGCUUGGAAAUCGGGAAGAAGUGCAGGAGGUACGCAGAGCCUGGGGAGAAGAAGAUGUGCAGGGCGGUGUCCUCGGUGGCCCAUCUCUUCGGCUCUCCCUCUGACGAGGAUUCUCCCCCGGGGAAGAGAGAGAAUCCCUUCGAUCUCGACCCGGAUGUGUAUUCCGGUUUUUGA